Budorcas taxicolor (takin) is the source of this 1838-nucleotide messenger RNA. It is a transcript of the gene ACADSB, whose product is annotated as acyl-CoA dehydrogenase short/branched chain. Gene Ontology annotation, molecular function: acyl-CoA dehydrogenase activity; flavin adenine dinucleotide binding; actin monomer binding. The transcript has 11 exons. Gene Ontology annotation, biological process: actin filament organization. NCBI's taxonomy places the organism in Eukaryota, Metazoa, Chordata, Mammalia, Artiodactyla, Bovidae. The coding region runs from base 94 to 1545 and encodes 483 amino acids. Gene Ontology annotation, cellular component: mitochondrion. The record is from RefSeq and is a predicted model, not a curated record.
CUCUGGCUCUACCUGCCUUCAGGUGUUGGCGUGCGGCCCGAGGUUACCCACGCACAUUUUCGCUGCAUCUGUAGCAUCUGUUUUCUAACACUAAUGGAGCGAGCUACUGUUCGGCUGCUGCGCGGCGGCGCGCUGCUACGAAGAAACUUCCCAAGCUGCCUGUCUUCCUGGAAAACUCCUCCUCAUGCCCUAAAUUCUUCUCAGUCAGAAGCUCAGCUCAAAGCGACAAGCAAUGGACUACCUCUCGCCCCUCUGCAAACAUUUACGGAUGAGGAGAUGAUGAUAAAGAGCACAGUUAAAAAAUUUGCCCAGGAACAAGUUGCUCCUUUUGUUUCAAAAAUGGAUGAAGAUUCAAAAAUGGAAAAAUCCAUAAUACAAGGAUUAUUUCAACAAGGGUUGAUGGGUAUUGAAAUUGACGCAAAAUAUGGAGGAACAGGAGCUUCAUUUUUUUCCUCUGUCCUGGUGAUAGAGGAGUUAGCCAAAGUUGAUGCAUCUGUGGCUCUGGUAUGUGACAUUCAGAACACAUUAAUUAACAGGAUGAUUGGAAAAUAUGGAACUGAAGAACAGAAGGCUACCUAUUUGCCCAAGCUAGCUACUGAAAAGGCAUCAAGUAUCUGCAUUUCAGAGGCUGGAGCAGGUAGCGAUUCAUUUGCUAUGAAGACCAGAGCUGAUAAAAAGGGAGAUUAUUACAUAAUCAACGGGUCAAAGAUGUGGAUUAGCAGCGCUGAGAUUGCUGGGCUGUUCGUGGUGAUGGCAAAUGCAGACUUUUCUGCUGGGUAUAAAGGAAUUACUUGCUUCUUGGUCGAUGGUGAUACCGAGGGCCUUCAUGUAGGGAAACCAGAGAACAAAUUGGGAAUCAGAGCGUCUUCCACCUGCCCAAUCACAUUUGAAAAUGUCAAGGUUCCAAAAACAAAUAUCCUGGGACAAGUUGGGCAUGGCUAUAAAUAUGCCAUCGGGAGUCUUAAUGAAGGCAGAAUAGGAAUCGCUGCACAGAUGCUGGGACUGGCUCAAGGCUGUUUUGACUACACUAUUCCAUAUAUUAAAGAAAGGGAACAAUUUGGCAGAAGGGUAUUUGAUUUUCAGGGGCUCCAACACCAAGUGGCUCACAUGGCCACCCAGCUGGAAGCUGCACGAUUACUCACAUACAAUGCUGCGAGGCUCUUAGAAGCUGGGAGGCCAAUCAUUAAAGAAGCAUCUAUGGCCAAGUACCAUGCAUCAGAGCUUGCAGGCCUCGUUACCAGCAAGUGUAUCGAGUGGAUGGGAGGCGUGGGCUACACCAAAAGUUACCCUGUGGAAAAAUAUUUCCGAGAUGCGAAGAUUGCUUUUAAAGUAUUCAAAAUAGACUCGGCGGCGGCCACAGCGCAGACCCGACUUCACUCGCUCGCGGUUCGCUCUGCGCCCUCUGCAACCGUGUCUGACAAACCCGAUACGGCCGAGAUAGAGAAGUUCGAUGAGUCGAAAUUGAAGAAAACGGAAGCGCAAGGGAAAAAUCCACUGCCUUCCAAAGAAACGAUUGAACAGGAGAAGCAAGCAGGCGAGUCGUAAUGAAGCGUGUGCCACCAGUAUGCACUGUGCAUUCCACAAGCAUUGCCUUCUUAUUUUCAUUCUUUUAGCUGUUUAACUUUGUAAGAUGCAAAGAAGUUGGAUCGAGUUUAAAUGACUGUGCUACCCCUUUUCACAUCAAAGAAUGGAGAACUACUGACAACGAAGGCGGCGCCUGCCUCUCCCAUCUGCCUGUGUGGCUGGCAGGGAAGGAAAAGAACUUGCAUGUUGGUGAAGGAGGAAGCUGGGUGGGACAACAGUGAAAUCUAGAGUAAAAAGCUGGCCCAAGGUGUUCU